AGAUCAUCACCCAUUUUCUCUGCUCCUUUGCAGCCCAGAGGCUUGCCACUUCAUCCUGCGCUCCAGCUUCAGAGCCCGAAAGGCCAUGGCGAAGUCCGGGGGCCGGCUGUACCUUUGGGUGUGUGUGGCUUGCGUGUCGGCAGCGCUGGCAUCUUUCCUGGUGGGCUUUACAGUGGGCUGGUUUAUUAAGCCUGUUAAAGAAACAACCAUUUCAGCACGCUAUUAUCAAAGUACAAAAUGGAAACUGCUAUCAGAAAUGAAAGCCGAAAACAUCAAAGCAUUCCUUCGUUCUUUUACAAAACUUCCACAUCUGGCAGGAACAGCACAAAAUUUACUGCUUGCCAAGGAAAUCCAGAUGCAAUGGAAAAGAUUUGGAUUGGAUUCAGCCGACUUGGUUCAUUAUGAUGUUCUCCUUUCUUAUCCCAAUGAGACAAAUGCUAAUUAUAUAUCAAUUGUGGAUGGACAUGGAACUGAGAUUUUCAAAACAUCAUACCUUGAAUCACCACCAGAUGGAUACGAGACUGUUACAAAUAUUGUGCCACCCUACAGCGCUUUCUCACCCCAAGGCAUGCCAGAGGGAGAGCUUGUGUAUGUGAAUUAUGCUCGCACUGAAGACUUUUUCAAGCUAGAAAGAGAAAUGAGCAUCAACUGCACUGGGAAGAUUGUUAUUGCAAGAUAUGGGAAAAUCUUCAGAGGAAAUAAAGUUAAAAAUGCCAUGUUAGCAGGAGCCAUAGGAAUCAUCUUGUACUCAGAUCCAGCUGACUACUUUGCCCCUGAGGUACAGCCAUAUCCCAAAGGAUGGAACCUUCCUGGAACUGCAGUACAGAGAGGAAACGUGUUGAAUUUGAAUGGUGCUGGUGACCCACUCACUCCAGGCUAUCCAGCUAAAGAGUACACUUUCAGACUUAAUGUUGAAGAUGGAGUGGGAGUACCCAAAAUACCUGUACAUCCAAUAGGAUAUAUCGAUGCAGAAAUAUUACUACGCCAUUUGGGUGGACCUGACUCACCUGAUGAGAGCUGGAAGGGAGCUCUCAAUGUUGCUUACAAAAUCGGGCCUGGCUUUAUAGGCAGUGACACAUCCAGGAAAGUUCGAAUGCAUGUUCACAAUAUCAAUAAAAUUACAAGGAUUUACAAUGUGAUUGGAAUGAUUAGAGGGUCUGUGGAACCUGACAGGUAUGUUAUUCUGGGAGGUCACCGGGACUCCUGGGUAUUUGGAGGGAUUGACCCAACCACUGGGACUGCAGUUCUGCAGGAAAUUGCUCAGAGUUUUGGAAAAUUGCUAAAGACAGGCUGGAGACCUAGGAGAACUAUCAUUUUUGCCAGCUGGGAUGCUGAAGAAUUUGGGUUGCUCGGUUCCACAGAAUGGGCUGAGGAGAAUGUGAAAAUACUCCAGGAGAGAAGCAUUGCUUAUAUCAACUCAGAUUCAUCUAUAGAAGGCAAUUACACUCUCCGAAUUGACUGUACACCUCUUCUUUACCAACUGGUAUAUAAAUUGACAAAAGAGAUCUCUAGCCCUGAUGAUGGUUUUGAGAGUAAAUCACUUUAUGAAAGCUGGCUGGAAAAAGACCCUUCACCUGAGAAUAAAGAUCUUCCUAGAAUCAAUAAGCUUGGAUCUGGAAGUGAUUUUGAAGCUUAUUUUCAGAGACUUGGAAUUGCUUCAGGUAGAGCACGUUACACUAAGAAUAGGAAAACAGAUAAAUAUAGCAACUACCCAAUGUACCACACGAUUUAUGAGACAUUUGAACUAGUGGAGAAUUUUUAUGACCCUACAUUUAAGAAACAGCUUUCUGUGGCUCAAUUACGAGGAGCAUUGGUUUAUGAACUUGCUGACUUGACAGUCAUUCCUUUCAAUAUACAAGACUAUGCGAACACUUUGAAAACUUAUGCAGAAAGUAUCUUCAAUUUAUCCAAGAGAUAUGGGCAACAACUGACAGAAAAUGGAGUAUCAUUUGAUCCUUUAUUUUCUGCUGUGAAAAACUUCUCAGAGGCUGCUUCUGAUUUCCAUAGAAGACUUAAGCAAGUUGACCUUGAAAAUCCCAUUGCAGUGAGAAUUGUGAAUGACCAAUUGAUGCUUCUGGAAAGAGCAUUCAUAGAUCCCCUCGGCUUACCAGGGAGGAAGUUCUACAGACCCAAUAAAGACUUUCUCUCAAGUAGUUUGCCAACAUUUGCUGAACUGGUAACAUGAAGAAAAAGAUGAAAAGCAGUGGCAAUGGGAGAGAAGCUGCCCUGAAAAGGUCAACAUGAGGCCAGCAAUGGAGAGAUCCAGGCAAAAACUGAUCAGAGUAGCAAGGUCAGGCACCAACUGGGAGGAGAGUAUGGGCAGGAAAUUGAGAAAAUAAAACCAACAAUGGCUGUGUGGGGUUGGUAGGUAGGGACCCCUUCAGUCCCCAAAGCAAUUUGCUAUCAGGCACUGAAUCCUGCAUGGUUACCCUCCCAGGGACCUCGGACCUUAACCCCAAGGACCAACCCCCAUCCAUUAUCCUUGUCAAAGGCCAGGGCUGACUACCACUACUCCCAGGCUGCCUGGUCAGGAACAACUUACUGGAGGAGCUCCCCACCUACUCACAAUUUCCAUCUGGAUUAGGACCCCAAUGACCUGGUUUGUAACAUAAGCCAGUCAACACUAUCACUAUUCUUGAGGGGGGAAAAAUAAGUGUUCAGCAUGAAGUUUUCAGCACAUUCAUUUGCAUAUGUACAUCUAUACAUGUGCAUAUAUAUGGAUAUAAAAAUAUCUGUAUACAUAAAAUGUG
Perognathus longimembris pacificus (Pacific pocket mouse) is the source of this 2750-nucleotide messenger RNA. RefSeq names its product N-acetylated alpha-linked acidic dipeptidase 2 (gene Naalad2). The record is from RefSeq and is a predicted model, not a curated record. Gene Ontology annotation, molecular function: carboxypeptidase activity. Lineage: Eukaryota; Metazoa; Chordata; Mammalia; Rodentia; Heteromyidae. The transcript has 19 exons. The coding region runs from base 86 to 2185 and encodes 699 amino acids.